CUACUGUCCCUGAACCUCCUACGGACUGAGACGUGGUUCUCUGAACCGACAUCUGCUAUCAUGCAGUUCGGCAGUGCCAUAGGCACAGCAUGUCUUACGUUCGUUCUGACCAACAUCGACGACGCGUUCGUGCUCGUGACCUUCUUCGCCGAGUCCUCAACCUCCAGGAAUCUCACUCCCCUUAAGAUCACUCUUGGACAAUAUCUCGGUUUCACCGUCAUUGUAGUUAUCAGUCUAAUCGGUUUUGCUGUUGCGGUGGCACUCCCGUCCGAACCUAUUGGCUUUUUGGGCCUUUUACCCAUUCUCCUUGGUGUAUGGAAAUUCUAUGACCUGAUCUUUCCCCAAAAUGACGAUGCGGAGGAGGAAGAAUCGGAAUCUCAGCGCAUCGCCAAUGCCAAAUCAGUCUUCAAGGUUGCCCUCAUUACGAUCAUGAAUGGGGGCGAUAAUAUCGGCACCUAUAUACCUCUCUUCUCCCAAGCGAAGGGCGCGGAGGUCGCCGUCUACGUCGUGGUCUACUACAUUCUACUCGGCAUCUGGUGUCUUAUGGCCUUUCUUAUUAUGAAGCAGAGGCAUAUCCUACGGCUGGCCGAAAAAUAUGCUUCAUUCAUAAUACCGUUCCUCUAUGUCGGCCUCGGUAUCUACAUCGUCGUGAAGUCAAACUGCUACCCUUGGUCGGUCAAGGAGAUCGAUGAUGAUUUACUCAGUCACCCUGGCAAGAUAGUUAUGGGCGUUGUCACUGCGUUGUUGCUGUCGUCUAUCAUGGGAAUGAUGGUGUGGUUUAAGGUGCGGAAAAUGAGGAAAUCGACGAGGAACGAGGAAAUCUCCCUCACCGAAAACACUCUUGCUGUUACAAAAGACGAAAAUGGCGGCCCUCUAGAUACCUCUAAGAAUGGCAAAAAUGCUGAUUCUGCUGAUUCUGCUGAUACGACUGUCAAUGGGCAGCCUGGGAAGGAUUGUGAAGAGACUGAGAUGAGGUCAUUGGAGGAAGGAACGCAUGCAGAGCAGUUACAGCCUGACAGCAAGGUUCAGCCUUUGGCUACACCGGGAGAUGGCGUGAUACAGGCGGCAAGCUAAAAUAUCGAAGAUACAGAAGAUUUUUGGUAGCAUAUACAGUGCAUGUGCUUGUUGGC
Molecule: messenger RNA, 1130 nt
Organism: Pseudogymnoascus verrucosus
Lineage: Eukaryota; Fungi; Ascomycota; Leotiomycetes; Thelebolales; Thelebolaceae
Exons: 1
Coding region: 61-1074 (337 amino acids)
Source: RefSeq, a predicted model, not a curated record